AUGGGACCGGGGCAGCUCCUGGCGCUGCUGGGGACAGCCGCGCUCGCGGGGGCGGGGCUGGACCUGGAGACCCCCGCGGUUUUCCGGGGGGACCCCGGGGGCGCCUUCGGAGCCAGCGUGGCCCAGCUGGGGAGCGGCAGCGCGGGAUGGCUCCUGGUGGGGGCUCCCCACGCCGGCGGCGGCUCCGGGGCCGUUUUUGGCUGCAAAUUCGGCUCCGAAAAUUGCGAAAAAAUUCAAAUCUCAGGACCCUCCGGAUCCGGGAAUUCCUCGCUGGGGUUGGCGAUGGCGGCCGGGGACGACGCGGCGCUGGUGUGCGGCCCCUCCUCGCCCCAGGUGUGCGGGGUCAACGUCCACCUCAACGGCUUCUGCGUCCAGCUGGACACGCGGCUGCGGCCGGUCCGGAGCCUGCCGGACGCCUUCCCAGAGUGUCCGAAGCCCUCGAUGGACAUCGCCUUCCUGAUGGACGGCUCGGGCAGCAUUGCCAGAGACGACUUCGGGAGGAUGAAAACGUUCAUUGGCGCCGUGAUGCGGCGCUUCCGGGGCGCCGACGCGCAGUUCUCCCUGACGCAGUUCUCCCACGAAGUCGAAGACCACUUUGACUUCACCGAGUUCCGGAAGGUUCCGGACCCCUGGCGCCUCCUGGACAAUGUCCAGCAGCUGCGCGGAGCCACCUACACGGCCACGGGCAUCCGGCACGUCCUGAGGCAGAUGUUCGGGCCCGGCCGCGGGGCCCGGCCGGACGCCCGGCGCAUCCUGAUCGUGGUGACCGAUGGCGAGAAGCUCGGUGACUCUCUGGACUACCCAGAGGUCAUCAAGGAGGCCGACGCCAUGAGGGUCACUCGCUACGCCAUCGGGGUGGGCGAGUCGUUCCGGCGGCCGGAGCUGCACCGGGAGCUGCAGGUGAUCGCGUCCAGCCCCGCCCAGGAUCACCUGUUCCGCGUGGACAACUUCUCUGCGCUGGCCGGCAUCCAGAGCCAGCUCCAGGAGAAGAUCUUCGCCAUCGAGGGUACCCAAAUACACCUGGGGAUACCUGGAUAUACCCAUAAUACACCUGGGGAGACCCCGUCCACUGAGUGCCUCCUGUGCCAGCUGGAGAUGGCGCAGGCCGGGAUCAGCGCCACCCUGAGCCCGGCCGGCCCCGUCCUGGGCGCCGUCGGAGCUUUUGAUUGGUCGGGAGGAGCCUUCGCCUACGGCGGGGGCGGGGCCGAGCCCGAGUUCCUCAAUGGCUCCGCCCCCCGGCCGGGCACACCUGGGGCGCACCUGGAGGGCGCCAGGGACGCUUACCUGGGUUACGCGGCCACGCCCCUGAGCCUGGGGCGCACCUGGGGCCUGGCCCUGGGAGCGCCCAGGUGGGGACACCUGGGACAGGUGAAGGUGCUGGAGAAGGGAGACACCUGGAGGGUGCUGGGAGAGGCCACGGGGACACAGGUGGGCUCCUAUUUCGGGGCGUCCCUGCUGGCCCUGGAGCCGUGCCCAGGUGAGCCCCGCCCAGGUGAGCAGCCCCGCCCCCGGCCAGGUGAGCCCCAGGUGCGGCUCCUGGUGGGGGAGCCCCUGUUCUACGGGGGGGGCAGCGGCGGCCGAGUGCACCUGUGCGAGAUCCAGGGACAGGUUCCCCGCCUGCGCUGCCGCCCGUCGCUCCAGGGCUCACCUGGGCACCCCCACGGGCGCUUCGGGGCCAGCCUGGCUCACCUGCCGCAGGUGGGCGGGGCCAGGUGCGCCCAGGUGGCCGUGGGGGCGCCCCUGGAGGACGAGGGGCGGGGAGCGGUGUACCUGUUCAGCAGCACACCUGCGGGCAUCGACGGCAACGGGCAGCGCGUCGCCGGCUCCUCGUUCCCGUCCCAGCCCCGUUUUUUCGGCCAAUCGCUGAGCGGGGGGCGGGACCUGAGCGGGGAUCACCUGCCCGACCUGGCCGUGGGCGCGCGGGGACAGGUGCUGCUGCUCAGGUCGCCGCCGCUGCUGCGGGUGCGGCUGCGCGUGACCUUUGACCCCGCGGUGAUCCCGGCGCGGGAGUGCCCGGAGGGGGCGGAGCUUCGGGAGCGGCUGGGCGUGGCCAGGGUUUGCUUCCGGGUCACCAAGGAAACGCGCGACAGCCUGGGCGCCGUCUCGGCCUCGCUGUGGUUCCGGGCCGAGCUGGAUCCCGGCCGCGCUCGCGUCCGCGCCGAUUUUGGGGCCGAAAACGCCAAAAACGGGACCCUGAGCGUGGGGGAGGGGCAGCGCUGCCAGAGCCUCGAGAUUUUCUACAAGGGGUGCCCCCAGGACACGCUGACCCCGCUGACCCUCAGGGUGACCCUGGGCGGCCGCGGGGACCCCCUGGAGGCGGCCGGGGGGCUCCGGCCACAGCUCGGACCCGGCUCGGACACGGCGGUGACCGCCACGCUGCCGUUCGAGCACGACUGCGGCGCCGACAACGCCUGCCAGGACCGGCUGGAGCUGCAGCUGAGCCUUGUGGGGCCGGGGGUGCUGCUGGUGGGGCAGGGGGACGCCCUGGAGCUGACCCUGACCGUGACCAACGCGGGCGAGAGCUCCUUCGGGCCCGGGGUCACCCUGGAGCACCCGGCCCCGCUCAGCUUCCGGAAGGUGCAGAUGCUCCAGCCCCGCGGUUCCGUUCGCUGUCACUCAGAGCCCCCCGAGGGGCGGGGCCGGCGCUCGCUGUGCUGGGCGCAGCCCCCGGUGCUGCGGGCGGGGGCGCAGGUGAGUUUCCGGCUGACCCUGGACGUGCCCCCGGACGCUGAACUGGGGCAGACGCUGCAGGUGACGGCGCAGAGCCACAGCUCCAAUGGCGGCGCAGGUGGGCGGAGCCAGAGCGCGACCAUCCCGGUCAGGUACCAGGUGUUCCUGGUGAUUGACAGCGCCGCCGACUCCUCGCGUUACCUGAACGUCACCGCCGGGGGCGCCCCUCCCCCCCCCGCCCCCGUCAGCCACCACUACCAGGUGAAGGUGCUGGGGCGCCGCCCCCUCCCGGCCGACGUCACCUUCUGGGUCCCCGCCCACCUGGGGCAGGUGCGGCUGUGGGAGAGCCUGGGGAUCACACCUGAGCAGGAGCAGCCGCGGUGCCGGGAGGGCCCCGAGGAGCCGGGGGAGGACCCCGAGCGCCCCCUGCUGUCGUGCCCCGGCGCCCCCUGCCGGACGUUCCGGUGCUCGCUGCCCCCCCUGGAGCCGCCGCGCACCUGGGGCUUCCACCUGGGGGGGAAACUGAACCUGGAGUGGGUGAGACAGGUGCCCUGGCCCAAGGUUCACCUGCAGAGCUCGGCCCGGGUGAGCUUCGACCAGAGAACGUUCCAGAACACCUGGGGGGGCACCGAGCUGCAGGUGCAGACGGAGCUGGAGCGGGUGCAGACCCCGAACCCCCUGCCCGUCAUCGUGGGGGCGUCCCUGGGGGGGCUCCUCCUGCUGGCCCUGGUGGCCCUGGGCCUCUACAAGGUGGGAAAAAAUCGCGGACUCGGGGGGCGCUGGGCGGACUCGGGGGGCGCUGGUCCCCCCCAGGCGGACUCGGGGGGCGCGGUGACGUGCGGGGGCUUCCCGGGGGGUCGCUGGGUGCAGUUCGGGGUCCUGAGCUUCGCCCUGGGCUGCGCCCGCCCCAACGGCCCCGCCCUGGCCACGGCGCUGGCGGGCGCGCAUGCGCGGUGGCUGCGGCGCCGCCUCCCCCCCGGCGCCUUCCUGAGCGCCCCCCCGGGACCCCCCCCGGACCCCCGGGCCGAGAUCGGGCUCUGCUACGGGUGUGGCUCGAUGGGCGGCCCCGCCCUGCCCCUCCCCCCUCCCCCGCGCUGGCCCUGGGGCGUGACCCUGCGGGGGGAGGGGCGGCGCUGCGGGGGGGCCCUGCUGGGCGGGGCCUGGGUGCUGACGGCCGCCUCCUGCUUCCUCGGGGCUCAGGACCCCGAGGCCUGGGAGGCGGAGCUCUGGGGGGCGGAGCUUGGAGGCCCCGCCCCUUCCCCCUCUGCCCCCUCCCCUUCCCAUUCUAACCACUCCCAUUAUGGCCCUGCCCUUUUAGGCCCCGCCCCUUCCCCGCCAAGCCCCGCCCCCCGCGGGUCCCGCCUCCACCUGCACGGGGCGUUCGCGGGGGCGGGGCCUGAGGGGGCGGGGCCGGACCUGGCGCUGCUGGAGCUCCGCCCCCCGCCCACCUGGGGGCCGCACCUGCGGCCGCUCUGCGCCCCCUACCGGGAGCACCUGGCCACGCCCACCCUGCCGCUGGCCACGCCCACCGCCUACCGGGGCACCUGCUGGGCGCUGCUGCCAGACCCCCGGGACCCCGCCCGGCUCCGCCCGGCCCAGGUGGUUCCCGAGCGCUGCCCCCAAAACCCCGAACUGUUCUGCACCAACGGCACCCGCCCGGAGCAGGAGGAAUUUUUGGGGUCCCCCCUGGCCUGCGAGGAGCGGGGCCUGUGGUUCCUGGUGGGCGUGGCCGCCCCCCGGAAGGGGCGGGGCCCGCCCGCGUUCACGUGGGUGCCCCCCCAGGAGCGCUGGAUCGCGGGGGUCGCCAGGGGGGGGGUCCUGUUCGCCGAGCCCCCCCCGGACCCCCGGGACGAGGAGCGGGAGGAGCGCGAGGGGGACCCCGAAAUUGGGGGGGGGGACCCCGAAAAUUGGGGGGACCCCGAAAUGGGCGAAAAUCCCGAAUUUGGGGGGGUCUGGGGGCGCCUGAACGGGUCGGGAAGCGCCGGAAAUUGGGGGAACCCCGUGACGUCACCAGAGCCCGAAAAUCCGGGGACCCCCGGGGAUUUGGGGAACCCCGUGACGUCACCAAACCCCGAAAAUCGGGGAUCCCGGGAUUUGGGGACCCCGUGA
Messenger RNA from Zonotrichia leucophrys gambelii, 4779 nucleotides. Its product is annotated as integrin alpha-X-like. Gene Ontology annotation, cellular component: integrin complex; external side of plasma membrane. The record is from RefSeq and is a predicted model, not a curated record. The coding region runs from base 1 to 4779 and encodes 1592 amino acids. Lineage: Eukaryota; Metazoa; Chordata; Aves; Passeriformes; Passerellidae. Gene Ontology annotation, biological process: cell-matrix adhesion; proteolysis; cell-cell adhesion. Gene Ontology annotation, molecular function: serine-type endopeptidase activity; integrin binding. The transcript is spliced from 38 exons.